AUGACUAUAGGACUGGAGUCGUGGUUCCAUAAUUUUUCACAGUUCGUAUACAGAGCGAAUACUCCCGAAGCACUGGCUGACAUUCCUCGACCAUAUUUGGAGUACUCUAUAUGGGGACUAUUCAAAGGAGCAGAAAUUUCAAGCGUUAUUGGCGGAUGUAUAGCUCAUCCACUCUAUAGAUGGUAUCUCCAUCGGCAGCUUCAACCUGAAAAAAUUACACCGAACUCUUAUAAGAUCAUAAGAUCCGCUUGUCGAAGAUUGCAGGGGCGAUUUCUUCUUUGCGGACUGGGUGCUGGACCACUUGUAGCUAUGUUUUACUCCUUUAAAUCAGCUACCAUCCGUUCCUUAUGUUAUGAUAUUCGCUGCAACACGUUUGCUCUUUCGAUGGAUAGAUUCGCACUGAUGUUUGGAUUUGUUGGAUGGUACUGGAAAAGAUUUCAAGGAGCUGUGGAUGGUAUCAAUAUCGCUAUUCUUUAUGCAGUUAUUAAUGCGAAGGUAAUCGCUCCACGAACAUCACCGUUGUUGAAGGAUAAAGUGCAGCCACAUGAACGAUAUGAGAGUGUCGAAGCGGCGAUUACCAGUCAAACCCGCCUUAAAAAGUUUCUUGCUGAGGAAGAAAAAAGGAAGCUUCUUGAAAGUACGAAAUAA
This is a messenger RNA of Angiostrongylus costaricensis, 648 nucleotides long. Lineage: Eukaryota; Metazoa; Nematoda; Chromadorea; Rhabditida; Metastrongylidae. The record is from the annotation of a GenBank genome assembly.